ACCAUCGACCUUCAUCUACCCUGUUUAGUUAAACAUAAUCCUAAAAAUCUCAAAAGAAAUUUUCUUUUUGUCGUUUUCUUUCUCGAUUCAUUCUCUCAUCGUUGAAAUUAUUCUACCUAAAGCCACCCAUUAUCCGACCAUCAGUCAGCAUUCAAACUUUCCUUCACAAAUUAUACACUUAUAUAAAAAAACCAUCUUUUAUUUUAUUUCCUUAUAAUUGCACAUUUUCUUCUUUACUUGUCGUGUUCUACUGAAUUAUUACAAGUUCAGAAAUUGAUCCAUCUGAACAAAGCUAUAGUCCAAAAUGAUUUAGGAUCUGCUAACAUGAAUCUGUCAUGUAAAUCAUUUCUGUUAUCAAAAUCCACCUGAAGUUUGAUUCUAUCAUCACUACACAAAAAUCUUGGUUUUUUUCUUUUUGUGUGUGUGUGUGGGUACUUUAGAGUGGUUUUAUUGGGUCAGAAAUAAGAAAAAUAAAUGGAUGUAACAGAGGUUUCGAUGAUCCAUCACGUCACCAUUGUGCUGGUUUUACUUUGGUUGUUGAAUUCAUACAAUUGCUGCCACCCAGUUGUUUACUUCAUCUCUUUGAUUUACUUGUACCAGAUUCAUGAAAGAUAUUUUAUGAGAUUAAGGAAAAAGUUGGAAUUUGGAGAAAGAAAAGCAGCCAAUCAAAGAAGGAUACUAACAGAUUCCGAAACAGUAAGGUGGCUGAACUAUGCAGUUGAAAAAAUGUGGCCAAUUUGUUUGGAGCCGCUUAUUUCCCAGAGGAUUUUUCUUCCUAUUAUGCCCUGGUUCCUGCAGAAGUACAAACCAUGGACUGUAAAAAGAGCUGAAGUUCAACAUCUUUACAUGGGAAGGACCCCACCUUUGUUCACUGAUAUGCGUGUUCGUCGUGAUACUACUGAGGAUGACCAUCUGGUUUUGGAGCUUGGCUUGAAUUUCCUAACAGCAGAAGAUAUGAGCGCAAUACUUGUUGCUAAACUGAGGAAGAGACUUGGAUUUGGAAUGGGGGCGAAGAUGCACCUGACAGGCAUGCAUGUUGAAGGGAAGGUGCUGGUUGGUGUGAAGUUCCUACGCUCUUGGCCGUUCAUAGGACGAUUGCGUGUAUGUUUCGCUGAACCUCCAUACUUUCAGAUGACUGUCAAACCACUUUUCAAUCAUGGUCUGGAUGUCACGGAACUUCCUGGAAUUGCUGGCUGGCUGGAUAAGCUGUUGGCUGUUGCAUUUGAGGAGACGCUUGUUGAGCCCAACAUGCUGGUUGUUGAUCUGGAGAAAUUUGUAUCACCUGAGUCUGAGAAUUGGUUCUCCAUGGAUGUGAAGGAACCUCUUGCAUAUGCACAUGUGGAGGUUAUUGAAGCAACAGAACUGAAGCCAUCAGAUCUCAAUGGUUUGUCUGACCCCUAUGUGAAAGGACAUCUUGAGCAAUACAGAUUUAGGACUCAAGUACAUAGGAAGACACUAACUCCAAAAUGGCAAGAGGAGUUCAAGGUUCCAGUUUGUUCUUGGGAUGGACCAAAUGUGCUAGAAUUUGAAGUCCGUGACAAGGACCGCUUUUCAAAUGAUGAUAUUCUUGGAAAUUGUUCAGUGAACAUCAACGAGCUUAGGGAUGGCCAUAGGCAUGACAUGUGGCUGGCUCUUGAGAAUGUCAAAAUUGGAAGAUUACAUCUUGCUAUAACUAUUAUUGAGGCGAAUGAAAAGGGUAAGGAGCAGACGCCUGUAGAGGUCAAGUUUUUGUCAGAGAAAGCCGCAUCACAUCAGAACGAGAUGGCUGAGCAAGGACCUACCUCGACUACAAACCCCCAAUUAACUGCUGAUACAUUUGAACCAAUUGAUGUUGAGGGUCAGAAGGAGACUGGAAUGUGGGUCCAUCAUCCUGGAAGUGAAGUAGCUCAGACAUGGGAACCUAGGAAAGGAAAGAGCAGGCUAACUGAUACUGAGAUCCUCUCAGCGGACACGCCAAAAUCAUCUCGGCUAAGUGACAGUAGUAGUAGUGGUGAUGAUAAUAAAGACGACCACAAAAAAAGACGUGGUAAUAUAUUUCAAAGGGGCUUUGACAAGGUAUUUCACCGGCAUCCCGAGAGUGAAGAUCAAACAACAAGCUGUGAGCCUGAGGCUGUGGAUCCAUCGUUGCAUGCUAAUGUGAAAGCCUCUCACAUUAAGAACGUUGGGCUCAAUCUUGUGGUGGAUAAGGAUCUUUCCGGACCUCUUUCUGGACCUCUUUCUUCCGAUCGAAAACUUGGAGGAGGUUCUAGUAAUGAGGGAAGUGGAGGAGAGAAUUCAGGCAAGUAUCAUGUCAAAGGUAGGGCUAAAAACAUGUUCAAGAGUGCUAGAGAUUCUGCCCGUAAUCUAAAACUGUCAUUUUCAAGGAAAGGAUCCCAGAAAACUUCAGAAGAGGGGAGUCUCUUGGAGUGUGAUUCUUCUGAUGAAGACUCGUUAUCAUCCUCUCUUUACGAUCAACAGCUCGAAGGAACUCCAAUAUCUUCAAGCUCCCUACCAAGAUGUGGUGACGACGGGGUAGAACUUAAGGCUAGCCUUGAUGCACCUGUUCUUAGUGUUGACGGUGUUAGUAGCUCUGAAGGAGAUAGAGAGUUGCAGACAGAGAAUCCUUUGGGAAAAAUAUAGAGGAAAUAUAUUGAAGGGCAUUUUCUUGCUGGCUUAAAAACAGUGAAAUGAUUUUGUGUAUACAAUAGUCUUCUUUUGCUGUAAAGGCUGACAGGCUGUUCAGAUUUUAUAAUGUUCCGACUUCUGCAUACGAGUUGUAUAGAAGUUCUGGAUUAGUGUACAUUGCAGACUCAUAUAGGUGGAAUCUUUUGAAGAUUGUUUUUUUCAGUCCAAAUUUCAGUGAUUGCAAAAAACUUUUCCCGUUA
Messenger RNA from Beta vulgaris subsp. vulgaris (sugar beet), 2864 nucleotides. Its product is annotated as C2 domain-containing protein At1g53590. The transcript has 12 exons. Lineage: Eukaryota; Viridiplantae; Streptophyta; Magnoliopsida; Caryophyllales; Amaranthaceae. Bases 475 to 2619 code for a protein of 714 amino acids. The record is from RefSeq and is a predicted model, not a curated record. Gene Ontology annotation, molecular function: lipid binding.